Messenger RNA from Doryrhamphus excisus (bluestripe pipefish), 359 nucleotides. Lineage: Eukaryota; Metazoa; Chordata; Actinopteri; Syngnathiformes; Syngnathidae. The record is from RefSeq and is a predicted model, not a curated record.
GUGAAGCACGUUUCUUCAACUUACUUCAUCUAUACGAUCAUGGACCUGAAAGUGGCUGUGGUGACCUUGUGCCUGUGCACUUUGGCUUUCCACUCGACUGAAGGUGGCAUCCUUAAAUGCUGUGUGAAAACCAGACAAUCCGUCCCCAGAAUAAAACUCAUGACGGUCAGAAGAUGGUACAUGCAAGACAGCAGCGGCCCCUGUGACAUCAGUGCACUCAUCCUUCAUGUGGCGGGCCAGAAGAAGCCCAUUUGUGCUCAUCCCACAGUGAGGAAGCAUCUGAAGCAGAUUCGGCUGGAGAUGAUGCAAAUGAAGCUGAGAAAAGGGAACUGAAAUGCAGCGAACGGUGUAUGUCUGAC